GUUCAGGGAGAGUGAGUCGGUAUCUACAGAGCAAGGACCUUAAAGUCACUGUGUUGUUUAUCGUUUCCAUAAAUUCGAGGGGAAAACGGGCAAACCCGACACUAAACCCCAUCAGGCCAACUCCUCUCAGCUAUCAAUUGAACCACAAUCAAUCUUCAAAGAUCUCAACACCAGACCAAACACUACCACAACCCCCAAAACAAGACCAAAUGGCCGCCCCAACACAAGAACAGCUCAAAACUCUCGAACAAUCCCGCCAGCGACUCAUCCAGCUCACGCGCUCCAUCGGGUCCCUAAUGCAAAGUCUCCAGCGCGGCGAUCCUCUACCACCAUGGUCCUCCCUCCAAUCCCAAGCAAGCAUCAUCUCCAACAACCUCCUCAGCGUCUCCGAACACCUCUCCGAUAACCGUGACCUUCUCACCUCGCUCGUUGCCUACCCGGGCCCUGAUUUCCCGGGUCGGACGCAAGCUCACACGCUUGAACAGGUUCUGCGGACGAAACUGGACCCCCGCGUUGAGGACUGGGUUGCACGCGGUCGCAAGGCGGGGACGUCGGCGCUCGAGGAUAAAUCCGGGUUAUUGGAGGCUGAGCUCGCGGAGUUGUGGGAUUGGGCACCGGUCGAGGCGAAUCAGGAGGCGAGGCGGAGAAAUUGGGGAGGGAAUUUUACGCUCGAGGAGCGGGAGAUGGGGGUGCAGAAUGUUGUGACCGGGCUGGCGAGGGUGUUGGAGGAUGAGGGGAGUGAGAGUGAGAGCGAGGAGGGGGAGGAGGGGGAGGAGGAGGAUGAGAUGGAGAUUGUGGGGGUUAGGAGGCAGCCGGCUGGGGCUGGGUUUGAGUUUGAUAUUGCGCCUGUUUCGGCGGCGGCGCAGCAGCAGGUAGCUGUUGAGCCGGCUGUGCCGUUGGAGGAUAUUUUGAGGUAUAUGACUACUGGGGUUUCGCCGGGGAAACGGUGAUAAUUAUUGGGUGGUUUUGUACGGGGUUACGAAUGGGAAUA
Aspergillus alliaceus is the source of this 991-nucleotide messenger RNA. RefSeq names its product RNA polymerase II mediator complex subunit MED8 (gene med8). NCBI's taxonomy places the organism in Eukaryota, Fungi, Ascomycota, Eurotiomycetes, Eurotiales, Aspergillaceae. Gene Ontology annotation, biological process: regulation of transcription by RNA polymerase II. The coding region runs from base 210 to 950 and encodes 246 amino acids. Gene Ontology annotation, molecular function: RNA polymerase II cis-regulatory region sequence-specific DNA binding; transcription coregulator activity. Gene Ontology annotation, cellular component: mediator complex; core mediator complex. The transcript is spliced from 2 exons. The record is from RefSeq and is a predicted model, not a curated record.